AUGGGUAACGUACAUCAACAAUGUCGUGGUAUAACAAAUAAUAGUCUUGAACUUGAUCGUGUCAAUGCUAUUUAUGAACCAAAUGAAAUUAUUUCUGGUACUGUUUCAUCGUUAAAACAUACCAAUGCAUCUAUUGUCUUAAAUGGUAUGAUUUAUUUUAAAAAACGUAAAAAAACUCAUGUUGAAAAAUGUCGAAUAAUAUUUUUUACAAGUGAAUAUAAUUUAUCAUUCAAAUCGAAUAAAAAAGAAAAAUUUCAAAUUCAAUUAGCUGAAAAUUUACCACCAUCAUUUACAACUAUCGAUACAUAUCCAAAUAUAUCUUAUUCAGUUAAUCUUAUCUAUAAAAAAUCUAAAGAUCAAAUUCAAACAUCCAUUCCAAUACGUGUUUAUCCUCGUAUUUGUAUUGAUCGACCUUUACUAUUAACACCAUUAUUUUUUGGUCCAGUUGAAAAUUAUGACACAGGAAUUAAACUGGAAGUUAAACUUAAUCGUGCAAUUUUUACCUUGGAUGAUAUUAUACAAAUUUAUUAUGAAUUACAAAAUCCAAGUCAAACUUAUAUACAUAAAACAGAAAUUAGUUUAGGAAUUUAUUAUAAUAUUGAAUUAAAUGUUUGGCAAGAAGAUGUAUGUAAUGGGAUAGAAAAUUUCAAUAAUAUAUCAUCAAAUAAUAAAUUAAUACGAAAUAAAGCUUUAUUAAGUGUUCCAAAUAAAACUUAUUUACCACCAACAUUUAAAUUUCGAUAUGGAAGUGAAAAAGAUCAAGCAUCAUUUGAUUUAACAAUUGAAUAUAAAAUACAAUUUAAAAUUUAUUUCGGUACUGAAGAAAGUUUAUGGCAAGUUGAUAUACCAAUUGUUUUAUGUAAUAAUAUAAUAGAAAAAGAAGAAGAAGAAGAAGAGAAAAAUAAUGUUGAUGAAAUGAAUAUUAAACCGGAAUUAAUUUCUCAAUCUGCUGAUAUGAAUACUAAUAUUUGUGAAUAA
Molecule: messenger RNA, 978 nt
Organism: Adineta steineri
Lineage: Eukaryota; Metazoa; Rotifera; Eurotatoria; Adinetida; Adinetidae
Source: the annotation of a GenBank genome assembly